This is a messenger RNA of Populus trichocarpa (black cottonwood), 516 nucleotides long. RefSeq names its product auxin-responsive protein SAUR21. The transcript has a single exon. The record is from RefSeq and is a predicted model, not a curated record. Lineage: Eukaryota; Viridiplantae; Streptophyta; Magnoliopsida; Malpighiales; Salicaceae. The coding region runs from base 101 to 391 and encodes 96 amino acids. Gene Ontology annotation, biological process: response to auxin.
CACAACCAUAUCAAGUCCUCACAUUCUCUCAUAGAAAGCAAAUCCUCCUCCACAUUACUCUAAGAUCAUCUUUUUCUAGCCGAAGAACACAGAGCACACAAUGGCCAUCCUUCUUAAGGGCAUCAUGAAUGCUAAGCAAAUUCUCCGUCGAUCAAAUUUGCUUGCUAACCAAGCAACCGAAGUUCCUAAAGGCUACUUUGCGGUCUAUGUUGGAGAGAGCCAAAAGAAAAGAUUCACAGUUCCAAUUUCAUUCUUGAAUCAACCUUCAUUCCAAGAAUUGCUAAGAAAAGCCGAAGAAGAAUUCGGAUAUAGUCAUCCGAUGGGCGGUCUUACACUUCCUUGCCGAGAAGAUACCUUUAUUGACAUCAUUUCAGGCUUGAAUUUAUCAUAACACAGAGCAGGAAUUAAUUUGCUUCAAAACUUUUGUACAUCAUUUACUUUUGGUAGAGACAAAUGGGAUGGGAAAUGUCCACCCAUAAGAGAAUUUAUUAAUACAGAUCUGCAGAGUUGCUCUCA